Messenger RNA from Vicia faba (fava bean), 774 nucleotides. NCBI's taxonomy places the organism in Eukaryota, Viridiplantae, Streptophyta, Magnoliopsida, Fabales, Fabaceae. The record is from the annotation of a GenBank genome assembly.
AUGUCUCGCAGAACUUCCAGAUCACACAAAAGCGAUGGAGAAAGUGGUUCUUUCUGUAUAACUGUGGAGGAGUUGUUGGAAACUAGUAUUUCAGAAGAGGCAAAUAAAGCAAGAUGCAAAGAUGCAAUAAACGCAGAUUCCGACAGAAGGUCAAGUCCAGAUGAACGUAGACGACAUAAAUCUCGCUCCCGCGAAAGACGACGUAAAUCUCGCUCCCGCGAAAGACUAAGACGCAGUCCAUCAAGAUCACCAAGUUCAUCACGAAGUAGAAGGAGUUCUCGCAAAUCAAGAUCAUCGCAAAGUAGAAGGAAUUCACCAACAUUGCGAAGUAGAAAUAAAAAUGGAAGUCAUACAUCACACAAUAAAAAUGGAAUGCCUAUUCAAACUAGGGUGUUAACAGAGCAACAUCUCUUGCAACAAGAAGGAAUAGAAAUUGAACUCAAGUCAUUGAGCCUAAAGGCAGAGGAUGAAUUAUCCAACCGACGCAAAACAGGAGGGAUAUAUCACGAGGUUUCGGCUAAUUUUAGAAGCAUUAAGAAAAGAUUGAAACAUCUUUCAAAGAAUCAUAAGACAUUCUCAAUUGAUGAGGCUGUUGAAAUAUCUGAUGCAGCAUUUCUCUUGAAGCUUUCGAAAAAACCUGAACGUGAGAUUCAGUUGGCGGGGAAAAUGGCUCAUAGAGGUGCCCUUUUGAUGCUUGAAGCAGAUAUGUUAAAAGAGAAAGGGCGUGAACUACUUGACCAAGCCAAACACAAGUUAGGGAUGGCAGAUCUUUAG